Molecule: messenger RNA, 1755 nt
Organism: Bufo gargarizans (Asiatic toad)
Lineage: Eukaryota; Metazoa; Chordata; Amphibia; Anura; Bufonidae
Product: CD276 antigen-like
Exons: 3
Coding region: 81-644 (187 amino acids)
Source: RefSeq, a predicted model, not a curated record
UUUAAAUCUGCGUAGAACAGUCCACCCUUCUGAAGAUCUACACAGCCCAGAUUUCAGACACAGAAUAUCUGCGUACCAUCAUGGAGGUCUCUCUCUACUCAAACAUUAUCCUAAUAAUCUCAAUGAUUGGCUUUGCUGAAGAAUCUGGAGGUGUCCCAAUCUGGUCUUCAAAGCAACAAGUUACCGCCGGUGAAGGGGGCACUGCCGUCCUGUCUUGCCACUUCUCACCUGAAAAGUUGAUGGAUAAUCUCACAGUGGUUUGGGUGAAGAGAACAGCAGGAGCGGAGGAUGCUGUGGUACAUGCCCAGGGCACACAGAAAACAUUUCACAAUCAGAGUGCAGCUUAUUCAAACAGGACUGCAAUGGACAAGGACUGGUUCCAGCGCAACGAUACCACUCUGAACGUGCACAGGAUUAGAGCGAUGGAUGCUGGGGAGUACAGCUGCUGGAUAAUACAGCCUCCACCAAGUCUAUUAACUGCCUACAAAUGCUGCACGGUCAGACUGUCUGUGGAGUGGAGAGAUGACCUGAAGCAACUUAUUGUGGUCUGGAGCCUUUACUUCCUUUCCAUCGCUCUCUGCAUUUUCUUCCUGGAUCGUUGCAGACGGCAGAAAGCACCCCCUGAUGGGAUCCAUGAACCCUAAAGAGCAUUAACCACCUGCAGAUCUGCCAGCUUGCUACAGUAUAUGCUCUAUAAUCAAAAGAAAGUGUGAUGCCGCCGCGGCCGUAGAAACGAGCGGCUUUGAAGGGAUUAAAUUCGGCAUCCCGGUGUUCUAGGGCAGUGGAGGGGUUAAAGGGAACCGGUCACCAUGAAAAUGAAAUGUGAGCUACAGGCAGUGUGUUAUAGAACAGGAGGAGCUGAGCAAAUAUUUAGUGGGACAUAAUUCAGUAAAACGUGUAAUUUAUACAUUUAAAUUCCUGCUCAUUUUGGGCUUUGAUGUCCAGGAGGCGGUCCUAUAAGUGAUUGACAACCUUCCCUCUAUAACUGUGUAUACAGAGAGAGCUGUCAAUCACUGAUAGGACCGCCUCCUGGACUUCUAAGGCCAGAAUGAACAUAGAAAGACAUGGAUAAAAUACAAGUUUUACUGAAUCUUUUCCCAUAAAACUAGAUAUCAGUCUGCUCAGCUCCUCCUGCUCUAUAACCUGCUGCUCAGACACCAUGUUCUACGUGACAGGUUCCCUUUAAUGCUGCAUACCUUGUGUCUAAUGGGUUAAUAACAGCUACCGCCUGUUUUUGCACAUGAAGCUGAAUGCUGAUCACAUGCGCCGUAUUCUUCUCAUAGAAAUCAGAGCGGAUGUGAAUACAGAGACACAAUUACAGCUCAUGCACACGACCGUUGCAGAUCCAUAAAACUCAGAGAAUGCAAUGGCGCCGCAAAAGAUGCGGACAGCACACUGUGGGGCACAUUUUCUAAAGUGUUUGCAUCUGUUUUUAGUCUAAAAAAAAGGCUGUUUUAGACAGUUGUUUUUUUUGUCGCAUUUACUACUGAAAUGGUGCCUGUUUUGUAGACUGAUUUGCUCUGUUCUAUUUAGAUUAUUUUUUAGACUAAUUCAGAAGUAUUCUAACGUUUACAACUUUAUUUAUAUUUUUUUCUAUUUAUGUAGGUGCACUUUUUUGUGCCUGACUUUGACUACUUUCACAUUAGCGUUCUCAAUUCCGCUAUUGAGAUCCGUCAUAGGAUCUCAAUAUCGGAAGAAAACCCUUCAGUUUUGUCCCCAUUCAUUGUCAAUGGGGUAAAAAAAUGGAACUAAGGG